CAGUGUGCCUCGGUUUUUAAGUUAAAAAAAAGUUUAGAUAGACAUGAAAAAUUACAUACUGGUAUACUUUACCGAUGCACAGUAUGUGCAAAAACAUUCAAAGACGAAUCCAACUUGAGGAGACAUUUGAAAAAAGUUCACGCUAUCCUUCACGCACCCGCUACAUUGAGUCCUCAACGAGAGAGUGUUAUUAAGUAUGCACCUCGUAUUAACCGACCUGCUGUUCCAACCGACAGUUCAAACAUAAUGUCAGAUGAUGACAUUUGUAUGGCUGCCAUGGCCAACUUUGAACAAGAACAGGAGGAUCGAGAAUACUGUAUUGAAAUUGCACCGCAAAUUUUUGUUCCUGAUAUUCAGGCUGGUUGUUCAAACAUAAUGUCUGAUGACGACAUUUGUAUGGCAGCCAUGGAAAAUUUUGAAAAAGAAGUGCAGAACGUUAAUAAAGAUUCUUAUACUACCGGUGUUAAUGGUAAACGCGUUUCCACCGCCAACACCUCAUCCGCUGUUAGGUCGAAAAAAAAGCGUAUACAUUUUGUACAAUCCCCCGGUUUUGUAGAAAUCUCAGCCUCUAAAGCCCGAACAGUUGUGUGGUACUAUGCUAAAAAUACGGGGGGUAUCCAAAAUUAUACUGACUUUCUCCGCUCUCUCGAAUCCGAAUUAAAGCAGUUGUUAAAAACACGAGUACAGGAGCAUCCUAUUAAGUUCAAUUUAAAGCUUGAGGCCAGCUAAAGUAUUCCAUCAGUGCCUAAUUCAAUGGAGAAUAGGGCAUUUAAAACAUCUGCGGUCGAGAUUUUUGUAGAGAGCGAUAUUUCGACAAUAAUACAGGGGGCGUAUGAUAAAUUGUUAAGUGAAAACGAAACAUACGCAAGUAGAGG
Aphis gossypii (cotton aphid) is the source of this 875-nucleotide messenger RNA. RefSeq lists its product as uncharacterized. The record is from RefSeq and is a predicted model, not a curated record. The transcript is spliced from 3 exons. NCBI's taxonomy places the organism in Eukaryota, Metazoa, Arthropoda, Insecta, Hemiptera, Aphididae. The coding region runs from base 247 to 729 and encodes 160 amino acids.